ACGCUCAGACCUAUUUGGUUCAAAAAGACUAUGUAGUCUCUAUUCUGACAUUAUUAUAGAGAUUGGAUCUUCGAUUCAAUCCCAAUUAGAAUGUUUUGCUUUGUAUCUGGGCUGCUUGGGCUAUUUGGAAUUGGAUUUACCUACUGCUCUCCAUUUGGGCUCCGCCAAGAUGGGCCAUCACGCUUCUCAUUUCUGUAGAAUACUUCACAGUCUUCCUUCCCACUCAACCCAAACCUCCGCCGCCGUCCGCCGCCUCCACCCUCUCCCCCACCCCCAACUUCCCCCCCGAUGACGAAUAAACUCACUUCUUAGUUUUGGGAGGUAAGUAAAGGUCGUGUCGUCAAUCCGCAAUGCGGCGAGGUACUACCAAAAGCUUCAAUUUUUAACAAAGAUUUUAGGAUCCCACGUGAUAUUUGGUCAUUUAUGUUUCCGUUGAACUGGUCGGAAAAACAAACGGGAAAUGAUAUGGAGAUGGAGGCUCAAAUCCCCUGCAAAGAUUACCUUUUGCCCCCCCAAGUCACAGUACUUUGCUGCACUUCGCCAUCUUGCUUCGCCAAUUAAAGGCCCCACGAACAGCAACCCUCAAGAAUCAUUGCCGUCCGAAUCAUUUAGGAACCGAAAGCGGCUAGGACAGACUCCCAAAAACACCUUUCUCAGUCCUCAAAUCGUGCUAGCCACUCUACAAAACUGCUCUUCUGAUAUAAUUGCUCUGAGCCUUUUCUUCUGGUGCGCACGCCAACCACAUUACUUCCAUGAUAAACCCACUUUUCAUCACAUGGUAAGCGUGGUUUCUAAUUUAACCCACAGGUAUGGAAAUGUCAAACGGAUUCUUGACGAAUUGGAGACUGUCGGCUGUGUCAGAAAGCCGCAAACUUUGUUGCUUUUAAUGAGAAUUUACUGGUGUGGAGCUAUGUAUGAUAUGGUAUUGGAGGCUUUUGAAGAGAUGAGGAAUUAUGGUUACAUUCCAAAUACAUACGCGCGCAACAUUAUUAUGGAUGUAUUGUUCAAGAUUAGGCAUGUUGAUGCGGCCCUCAGGGUUUUGGAGGAGACCCAGGCCCCAAAUUUCUUGAGUUUUAAUAUUGCCAUUUGUAAUUUGUGCAGACUCAAUGAUGUCAAUAGUGUUAAAGGUGUGCUUAAGAGUAUGUUGAUGAAGGGUUAUUAUAUGAACCCUGAGACGUAUGCAUGGGUGAUGAAUUGUUUCUGCAAGUUUGCUAGGCUGGAGGAGGCGUUACAGCUACUAGGCAUGAUGAUGGUUUUGGGUGUACCGGUGUCUGUGAAUGUUUGGAGCAUAUUGAUAGAUGGCUUCUCUAAGUCUGGCCAGAUUGAGGUUGCAGCUUAUUUACUAGAGAAAAUGGUCGAGAUUGGUUGUUCUCCAAACGUUGUUACGUGCACUUCAUUGAUCAAAGGAUUCCUGGAAUCUCGGAUGCCUGGCAAGGCAUUUGAAAUCCUUGGCACUCUAGAAGCACAAGGAUGUUUUCCUGAUUUGGUUCUUUGUAAUGUAUUGAUUGAUUGUCUCUCUAAGAUGGGGUGGUACCACAGUGCCUUUGAAGUUUUCUCUAGCUUGAGAGAACUAAGACUGAUGCCUGACGUUUAUACUUUUUCCUCACUUGUUUCUACUAUUUGUUUGUCUAGACAAUAUGUUCUUCUACCUCUUUUAACCAGCGGACUUGCCAUACAACCAGACUUGGUAGUUUGCAACUGCCUUCUAAGUUAUUUCCACAAAGCUGGUUGUCCAGAUGGUGCUGUUAAGUUUUAUAAUGACAUGAUAGAUAGAGGGUUUCUACCAGAUAAAUAUAGUUUUGCUGGAGUGCUGAGUGCACUGUGCAGAUUAGGUAGGAUAAAUGAGGCAUUUAAUGUUUACCAAGGAAUUAUUCGCAGCUAUCCAGGCGCUGAUGCUCACAUCCAUACUAUAAUGAUUAAUGAGCUCAUAAAGUCAGGCAGCUUUAGCAACGCUACAAGAUUAUUCAGGAAGGCUGCUGCAGAAAAGCUCCCACUUGACCUCGUGUCAUACAAUGUCGCCAUUCAUGGACUUAUCAGGGGUGGUCAGAUGGAAGAGGCUUUUGCUUUGUUUAACCAAAUGAAGGAGAUGGAUGUACUUCCAAACAAGCACUCAUAUAACAUGAUACUGUCUGGUUUUUGUAGGAAUAGGAAUGUCAACAUGGUUAAACAUCUCCUGCAAGAAAUGGUUGAUGGUAACAUUGAAAUGGACUGUCACACGUAUAAAAUAGUGAAAAACUUCCCAUGUGAUUCCGCUUACAAUUUGCUUCUUGAGUUGAGAAAUUUGGGGUUGUUGCCUAAAUUGGCACAGGAUUCACUGGCCUAUGAACAUGAUACUGGUGCCUAUACCAGUUUCAGUUCAUUGAAUAAUACCGAGGAUGUUCUGGACUUUGGCACAUCCAGCUCAGAUGACCUCUCAGAUGCUGUUGUUUCAGUGGGUUGAUAAAAUGAGUGAAGGAACUUGUUUUUCAUCUGGAGAAAAUGUCCAGCUCACGGAGCAACAAAGUCUUAUCUGCCCUAAUGGUUAGAAGAUUAAACUCAACUCUGCUAAAGGUAAAUGUACCCCUAAAUCAGAGAGAUUUGGUACUCUAAGAUGAAUCCAAUUGUUGCCUAUGCCUUUUAGCUUUAUGUCUGUGGAAUGGUAUGCCCAUUCUUUUACAGAUGAAAAUUUAUUCUACCUAGCAGCACCACCACCAGCAUUUUCAUUGGAUCAGAGAAGCGAGCUGGACGCUGAAAGCUCAUGGUCGUCAAGACUUGUUACUACAGCUGCGGGCAUCUGCUAACAUACGAUCAUUGUUAGAGGUACGAUCAUUGUUAGAGGUCUAGUCAAUGUGCCAUCUUGAUGAAACAGCACGCAACUGCACCCUUGACCUCCCACCAGUACUGUUUCCACAUUGC
This is a messenger RNA of Sesamum indicum (sesame), 2895 nucleotides long. RefSeq names its product Pentatricopeptide repeat (PPR) superfamily protein. Gene Ontology annotation, molecular function: protein binding. The record is from RefSeq and is a predicted model, not a curated record. Lineage: Eukaryota; Viridiplantae; Streptophyta; Magnoliopsida; Lamiales; Pedaliaceae.